This is a messenger RNA of Mangifera indica (mango), 531 nucleotides long. Its product is annotated as zinc finger protein 3-like. The coding region runs from base 1 to 531 and encodes 176 amino acids. The record is from RefSeq and is a predicted model, not a curated record. Lineage: Eukaryota; Viridiplantae; Streptophyta; Magnoliopsida; Sapindales; Anacardiaceae. Gene Ontology annotation, biological process: negative regulation of abscisic acid-activated signaling pathway. The transcript has a single exon.
AUGGCAGACCCCAACAUUUACAACUUCCUCACCUCCAACAAUCCCAGACCCACCAAACGACAAGCCCACCACCUCCACCACCAACAAUCACCACCGCCACCUCGUCCCCCACUUCCGCCUUCAACAACCUCUGCCACCCGCCUCUUUCCAUGCCUUUACUGCUCCAGAAAGUUCUACAGCUCUCAAGCUUUGGGUGGCCACCAAAAUGCCCACAAGCGUGAGCGAGCUGCUUCACGUAGAAACUUGAGCUUCUCCUCCAUUAACAUCGAGGUUCCACCCCCACCCACUUUCCACCAACUCCCUUCUUUAGAACACCACACUGCACCACCCUUCCUCAUCGAUCACCAGUUCCAGAAACAGUACCACUACCAGCACCAGUAUGGGCAGUACCAGUACCCAUCAACCUCCGUUCCUCCUCCGCCUAAUGUUACUUAUCAUGGUUGUAGCUCCAUGACUCCCGAUGCUCCCUCUCCCCCUCCUGCAGAUAAUGCUGACAAAGUUAACGAACUUGAUCUCACUCUUCAUUUGUGA